This is a messenger RNA of Hemisphaericaspora subhashii, 264 nucleotides long. RefSeq lists its product as uncharacterized. The record is from RefSeq and is a predicted model, not a curated record. NCBI's taxonomy places the organism in Eukaryota, Fungi, Ascomycota, Pichiomycetes, Serinales, Debaryomycetaceae. Bases 1 to 264 code for a protein of 87 amino acids. The transcript has a single exon.
AUGUCACCAGCAAGAAUCCAUGUUGGAGAUGUUACCUACUUUACUAAACAGGAAAUAAUUGCCAUGUUUAGGGCUCGUAUGCCCAAUGUCUCAUGGUCACAACAAAAUCGUACCGGUAUUACGAGAGCGGCAAGACGACGGGCCAUCAUUACCAAGAUUAACUUGAUUCUUGACUCGGAAGAUUAUGAACAAGGUAUAGCUGAUGGUGAAUAUAUCCUAGAGGCUCUUCAAGAAAUUUGGAUGCAAUGCGACAUGAAGAGAUAA